This is a messenger RNA of Sordaria macrospora k-hell, 1368 nucleotides long. RefSeq lists its product as uncharacterized. Gene Ontology annotation, cellular component: plasma membrane. Lineage: Eukaryota; Fungi; Ascomycota; Sordariomycetes; Sordariales; Sordariaceae. Gene Ontology annotation, molecular function: 1,3-beta-glucanosyltransferase activity. The record is from RefSeq and is a predicted model, not a curated record. Gene Ontology annotation, biological process: fungal-type cell wall (1->3)-beta-D-glucan biosynthetic process; fungal-type cell wall organization.
AUGAAGUCUAUCAGUUUGAUGUUGGCGUUGGCCUCCAUCGCCAGCCUCAGUGCAGCGACCCCAACGCCAACCGAGCAGCAGCAGCCGAACAAGAGGGCUGACCUCCCUGCUGUCACAGUCUCCGGAAAUGCCUUCUGGAAGGGCAAGGAGCGCUUCUAUAUCAGAGGAAUCGAUUACCAGCCCGGAGGAUCGUCCGGCAUGAUAGAUCCCCUAGCCGAUACCGACAUGUGCAAGCGCGACGUUGCCGAAUUCAAGAAGCUGGGAGUCAACACUAUUCGUGUCUACAUGGUGGACAACUCCAAGAAGCACGACGAGUGCAUGAAGCUCUUGGCCGAUGCUGGGAUCUAUGUCGUUAUCGACGCGAACAGUCCCCUUUACUCGCUCAACCGCUUCGACCCCCACCAGUCGUACAAUGACAAGUACCUCCAGAGCGUUUUCGCCACGAUCGACGCUUUUGCCGAGUACGACAAUACCCUUGCCUUCUUCUCGGGCAACGAGGUCAUCAACGAUGUGGUCAACAGCACUCUGGCAGCCAAAUAUGUCAAGGCCACCACUCGUGAUAUGCGCCAGUAUAUCGGCAACCGUGGUUACAGGAAGAUUCCUGUUGGAUACUCGGCUGCCGAUGUCUCCCAGAACCGCAUGCAGCUCGCCAACUACAUGAACUGCGGAACUGAUGACGAGAGAAGCGACUUCUUCGCCUUUAACGAUUAUUCCUGGUGCAGCUCGAACUUUGAGGACGCCGGCUGGGACCAGAAGGUGAAGAACUUCACUGGUUACGGCCUUCCCAUUUUCCUUUCUGAAUAUGGUUGCAUCACGAACACCCGCGACUUUGGCGAGAUGGAGGCUCUCAUGAGCGAUAAGAUGACUGGCGUCUACUCGGGAGGUCUCAUGUACGAGUACGCCUUGGAGGAGAACGGAUACGGGAUUGCCAAGCUCGGACCUGGAAGCAAGGUUGAGGAGAAGCCCGAAUUCGCCAACUUCGCAAAGGCCAUGAGCAAGUAUCCGGCGCCUACUGGUGAUGGCGGCUUCAGCAAGACUACCAAGGCCGCUGCCUGCCCUACCAAGGACUCCAACUGGCUGGUUGACUCUACCAAGCUGCCUGCUAUGCCCGAGGGUGCCAAGAAGUUCAUGAAGGACGGCGCUGGCACUGGCCCCGGUCUCAAGGGCGAGGGCUCUCAGCAGGCCCAGGGCACUAGCACUGGCGAUGCGGAACCGGGCUCUGGAUCUUCUACCAACACUGCUUCUCCUUCCAGCAGCGAGAGCGAUAGUGCCGCAGGCACCCGCAGUAUCGGUCCCGUUGACAAAGCUCCUUUCGUUGUCACCGCACUGGCCAUGCUCUUCACCUUCACCGGUGCCCUUCUUGUCUAA